Messenger RNA from Aspergillus candidus, 756 nucleotides. RefSeq names its product dienelactone hydrolase family protein. Bases 1 to 756 code for a protein of 251 amino acids. NCBI's taxonomy places the organism in Eukaryota, Fungi, Ascomycota, Eurotiomycetes, Eurotiales, Aspergillaceae. Gene Ontology annotation, molecular function: hydrolase activity. The transcript is spliced from 4 exons. The record is from RefSeq and is a predicted model, not a curated record.
AUGUCUGGUGUUAGCAAGGCCUGCUGCUCUAUCCCCCCCGUCGUCGCCAAGGGCUACCAAGCCAAGGGCGAAUACAAGACCAUCAAUGGCCUGAAGACCUACGUGACCGGCCCCGAGUCAGCCACCAAAGCCAUCCUAGUCGUCUACGACAUCUUCGGCUUCUUCGACCAAACCAUCCAAGGCGCCGACAUCCUCUCCACCGCCAAUACGCAAAAGUACCGCGUCUUCAUGCCCGACUUCUUCCAAGGCCAACCAGCAGACAUCUCCUGGUUCCCACCCCAAACCGACGAGCACAAGCAGAAGCUCGGCAACUUCUUCCAAACCAAGGCCUCCCCGCCCGACACGCUCUCCAAGAUCCCGGGCGUCGUGUCGGAAGCGAACAAGCUCGCCCCGGGCGGUACCUUUGAAUGGUCCAUCCUGGGCUACUGCUGGGGCGGCAAGAUCGCGUGCCUUGCCUCCGGCGCCGAGAACAAGACGUUCAAGGCGGCUGUGCAGUGUCAUCCGGCCAUGCUGGCUCCGGAUGAUGCCAAGGCCGUGGGGAUCCCGAUGGCGCUUUUGGCGUCCAAGGACGAGAACCCGAAGGAUGUAGAGGCGUUCGGGGCGAAUCUGAAGAAGGCGGAGCAUUAUGUGGAGACGUUCGCGACGCAGAUCCAUGGGUGGAUGGCGGCGCGCUCGGAUCUGGAGGAUGCGGAGGUGAAGAAGGAGUAUGAGAGGGGGUAUAGGACUGUGUUGGACUUUUUGCACAAGCAUGCUUAA